Molecule: messenger RNA, 1368 nt
Organism: Paramecium pentaurelia
Lineage: Eukaryota; Ciliophora; Oligohymenophorea; Peniculida; Parameciidae
Source: the annotation of a GenBank genome assembly
AUGGUCUAAGAAUUGUAAUAGAUUUUGAAUUAUUAAGAAAUAUUAAAGCCUAUUCAUGAAUAUGAAUAAAUCAAACAAUAAUCAGGAUAUGAUUUGAAUUAUAUUUAUGAACAAAUACAGACUGAUCAAGAGUUUUUAGAUUUAGAACUAAAAAUUCAAUUUCAUAAAUUACAAAACUAAAAUGAAAAUUAAGAAUCGACUUUAUUCAAUUUAAUAAAGAUUAAUUAAUGUUUCAUUCAAUAUGUGAAUAUAUUACAAAAGAGGAACUAAGUGAAUAUUAAAUUUCAACUAAUUGAUAAAUAUCAUAAGAAUUUUUUUUAUUAUCUUUAACACUAAUUAUCGCAAAAUUAGAAUCAUAUUAAAGUAUAUCUUGAUAAGGGUCAUAUCAAUUUUUCAUUUAGCAUAUAUGUGAAUUAGAAUACUAAAAUUGAAUAACUUAAACAGUUUAUAAAAAAUAAUUUAGAAAUGAUAUUGAAUUUCAUAAACAAAUAUGAAAAAUAAAAAAUGUUUAGAUAGAGUUCAAAAAUAAAUAGCAUAAAAUUAAAUAUAGUUUAAUCUAAACCACUUUAAAAAUCUACUUAAUUAAUUUAAAAAUAAAAUGUGAGAUUAUUUGAAUACUUAAAAGUUGUAAAUUGUGAACCAGAAUCUUAAACAUUAAUUACACAAAUUAUAGGUUACAACAAUCUUUUAAAAAUUUAAUACAAAAAUUCUGUUGAUAUAGAUAAAAGUUUAUUACUUUUAAUUUAAAAUGGAGAAUUAUAAAACUUAGAAAAAAAAAUAAAUUCAUUACUUAAAUCUUUUGAUAUUAACAUUCAGGAAAUUAUUAGUAAUUUAUUUUCUAAAAUUUAUUUGGAAUGCUAGUUAAAAAAUUAUUAUUAAUUUAUAGAAUUUUAGACACUAUCAGAAUAUUUUAAUAAUUAAUAACAAUAAUAAGAUACAUUUGAAAUAAGGAUCUAAUUACUUAUCUAAAUAUUAUGUAUUUAUUUAUUAAAAAGAUAAUUAAAUCUUGAUUUAGCAUUUCCCUAAAAAGAUGUUAUUAUAAUUGAUUCAAAAAAAUAAAUUAAACUUGAUAUGUUUGCAUAUUUAAAAUACACAUCAAUUAAAAAUGAAAAAUUAGAAUAAUCAGAAGAAUUAUAUGAAAUAUAAGAAAUAUAAGAAAUAUUCAAUUAUUUUUAAUUUUUAUUUCCUCUUAGAGUAAUUAUAUUUAUUUUAUUAAAGGAAAAAUAAGUCAUUAUCGAAAAUUACAACAUUACUAAGGAACUUGAAAACAUGAAAUAACAAAUAAAGGAAAAUAAAAUAAAUUUGUAUUUUUUCAUUUCUUAGUUAAUUGAGAUCGAAAAGCUAAUAAAACAAUAAUUAAGCUUUUGA